Messenger RNA from Ictalurus furcatus (blue catfish), 3331 nucleotides. Its product is annotated as hepatocyte cell adhesion molecule. The record is from RefSeq and is a predicted model, not a curated record. Lineage: Eukaryota; Metazoa; Chordata; Actinopteri; Siluriformes; Ictaluridae. The transcript is spliced from 7 exons. The coding region runs from base 247 to 1194 and encodes 315 amino acids.
CUCUUCUGAUUAGAAAACAUCUACUCAUUGAUUCUUCUGAGGGAAUUUAAGAAUCUUUAAAGUGGCGGACUUUGAUCGAUUUAAGGACCACGGGCUGGAGGAGUGCCAAGACGUGAACUUUGCCCAGCAGUUUGAUUGAUGUGAGCCAGGAAAGACACUAAGCUAACAGUAAUGGAAGGUUGUGUAGAGCAGCUCCAGAAGUGAUGCGUUCUUCACUGACACCGAUGUUCCAGAACAGCAGAAAAAAUGGUACUGAAUAUUUCAGCAGGGAUCAGGAGUCUUCAGGCGCGUCUUUUCCUUUUGUCCUGUUUACUGUGUGCAGCUGGAGACGAGACGGUCACACUGCAGGAAGUGGAAGGAACCACUAUAACUCUCCAUACUGGGAUAACUGGAAUUCAGAGUGAUGCUCAGAUUCUGUGGUUUUAUGGACCUGAGAAAGCAGAGGAAAAGAUAUUGAACAGUCUGGUGACUAAAGGAGAAACUGUUACAGAAAUCAGUGAGAGAUUUAAAGAGCGACUGCAGCUGGACAGAAUCAGUGGAGCUUUAACCAUCAGGAACAUCAGCAGAAACCAUUCUGGAGUUUAUUUAUUACAGGUCAUCACUGGACGCACCUCAUCUAGGACUUUCAGUGUCAGUGUUUAUGCUCCAGUAUCGACUCCAGUAAUAAUAAAAAGAGAAAGUCGAAGUGUGGUUUCCACAGAGGCGUGUUCCCCCCUGUGCACUGUGGAGAAUGGAGAAGAUGUGAAGUUAUCCUGGUACAGAGAGAACGAGAGAAUCUCCAUCACCAAUAACACAGAUCUCAGUGUUCCCCUCAAUCUCCCACUUCAAAUACAACACCAUGAUAAUAACACCAACACUUAUAUCUGUGUGUCUGCAAACCCUGUCAGUAAUAAAUCAUCUUCUCUCGACAUCACACAGCUCUGUGAUCAUCUCUCAGGACAAACUGAUCAUUCCCGUUCACUGCUUCCUGUCCUGAUAUCUGCUGGAGGUUUUGUGUUAUUAAUAAUAUCUGUAACGUUGUGGAUUUGGCUGAAAAAGAAAAAGCAGCAAGUUUCUGAGAAACCUGAUGUGACUUACGCUGAUGUGAAUAUUACAGCUCACAGUGCAGAGAGAGUUAAAGAGGAAGAAAAACCCAGAAUAACGCAGGUUGAAGCGGAGUCUGAUCCAGUGGUGUAUGCAGAUGUGAAGAGAUAAGUCAACAUCUGUAUAUCCUUUUUAUUAUUUUAAUGAGUUUUAUUUUUUUAAUUGAACAUACUUCUGUUCACAAUUGGUGAGGGGAUCCAGAUAAUUCCAUGCAUCAAUAUAUCCUCUUUUGAUUAAUAAUUAUAUGUAAUUAUUUAAAAAAUAUAGUAAUAAUAAUAACUGUAGUAGUAAUAAUAAUAAUAAUGAGGACACCUGAAACCGAGACGUGAAGCCAGCCACGUCUUUUUGAAACUGCUGCUCAUGCUGUGUCUCGGGGCGGAGUAACGCACUCAGAGAAACUCACUGUCUGCCUUCUUUGCAUGCAUGAGCUCAAAGACACCCAUGAUUGGCUAGUGUUGCUGUGGAUGACAGGGGAUAGGCCCGGUUGUCGCCACACUCCCACCGGCCUGCACUCACAUUGCACUUUACGUUCCAGGCCUGAGCACGCUUAACGCCAUUAUGAUGCGGCUUUUUGUUUUGAAGGAAACUAUUACACAGCGCAAUGGAGUCCAUCAUAGUAACGCUACUUAUCUUAAAACAUACUUUUUCAGGUUAGAUUUUACUUGACAAUUGAAUGAUUAUUUUUUUGACUGUUGGUACGUCUGCUUAUUGUUUAUGAUUUGUAUGUAUAAGAUUUUUCGGAGGCAGCUGACGGCGGCAUGUUUCGAGUUUCGUGCUCAGUCACGGUUAGUGAUGACACUAGAUGCGUAUCAUGCCUGAGUCCAAUUGAGCCGUGCCUGAGCCCACCUCUACAAGCACGGUAUGGAGCAAUCACACUAGUCAAAUGAAUUGGCUUUUGGGGGUCAAACGGGUGUGGCAUCGUCAGCUUUCAAACACAGAACAUACUGUUUUAUGGAUGCUAACUCACACCCACUACAUCACACACUGACUAAACACAGAAACACCUUCAGCAACAGACUGAAACGUCUGCAUUGUACUAAGGAGUAGGGUUGCACGAUAUACCGGUACUACGAUAGUAUCGCAAUACUAAAGCUUCAAAAUACUGCUGAUGAUACUGUAUUUUUUAAACAGUAGUUUUGUCAAUACAGUAGUACCGUAAGUAAUGUAUGUGCAGCAGUUAAUAGUAUUUUUGCUAAAAUGAUACAUCUCACUGCUUUUGCAGAAUACACAAGUUAGUGAUGCUUCAUGGAACCUAAAUCUUUAAUGAUUUUCUGUUUGCUAAUAAGCGAGCUAACAUCACGCUAACCGCUGUGUGUAAAUACUAUAUUAGCUGAACUGAGCUAAUGCUAUGCUAAACGCUUUGUGUAAAUACUAAAAUUAGCUGUGUUUGCUAGUAAGCAAGCUAAUGUUCCCAAUUUAUUUAAUUUUUUUUUUUUGGAGUUCAUUUCCAAAUUCAGUUAUUUAUUCCUAAUUUUGUGUUCAUUCUUGGUUCUCUGAGGACAAUUCCCACUUGAUUUCAUUGUUCAAGGGAACAGUAGAUGAAAUAAGUUGCACAUUGAAUUAAUUGCUCACCAAUCGUAAGCUUGUUCUCGAGUUUUUCCAGCAGCCAGUUAUUCAUUCUCAUUAAUAAUGUAUUCGGAGGAAAAUUCAGUUUACCUGUAUUCAUUUAUAUUUAUGUAUUUCUGUAAAUUUGGUUCAUUUUAAAGAUUUGAAUUAUGAAUUAACACAAUAUUGUGUGGUAUCAUGAUACUUCAGCUGGUAUAGUAUUGUUUAUGGUAUUGUGAGAACCCUACUCAGGAGUGUCUUGUUUACCAGAAUUGAGACUCUAGAGUAUUCUUACCUACAGCAAUCCUGACCUCCCCAUUGUCCAGACAGAACCAGGACUAGAACCUUGUUGGUGGUGGGGGUGUUAUUAUUGUUGUUUUUGAUGAUGUUAAUGAUGAUGUUGGUGAUGCUGUAAUUGUUGUUGUUGUUAUUAUUAUUAUUAUUAAUUGAUUGAAAUGUUUUAAUAUUUCUUGAAUAUUUGAACAUUUUGUUUAAAUAAACAUCUUAUUUAAAUAUAUUUUUCGAAAUGAGAAAAUAUUAUUACAAGACAAGAGCACGGCUAAUAAUCUCUCUCUCUCUCUCUCUGCCCCAUUUUAAUAAUUAAUUAAAAUGAUGCUGAUAUUUUUCACUGUUCAUUAAUUUUCCCCAACACAGCUUGCUAAGUAUUAUAUCCACAGUUAUGUUAGCCUACAUGUUUAUUAAU